AUGACGACUGACAAGCAACAACAAGAAGAAGAAUUGCUUAUAUUGAAAUCAAUUUUAGGCGAUGCAAUUACAGAUUUCAGUAAUGAAAAUGAUCAAUUUGAAAUUGACAUUGAAUUUCAAUUGUCGACACCAUUUUAUUUACGUCUUAUCGAUAAUUCUAAUCAAUUAUCAACAUUAAUUCAACAUCUUCCACCAUUAAUUUUAACUGUACAUUUUCAUGAUCAAUAUCCAUCAUCAAUAUAUUCUCCAACAUUUGUUCUAUCAUCAUGUUAUUUAUCUCGUGAAUAUCUUGAAAAUAUGUGUCAAAAAUUAGAUAAAAUAUGGGAACAAAAUAUAAGUGAACCUAUUGUUUAUCAAUGGAUUGAAUGUCUUAAAGAACAAUUUUUAUCAAUUAAUGAACUUUGCCUAUCAAAUAAAGCUAUAAAUAAUGAUAAUGAUAAUGAUGAUCCACGAGCUAUGUCUAGUUAUCAACCUAAUCAAGCUGCAUAUGUCUAUGAACAAUUAAUAGAAUACAAUCGACAAAAAGAAGAUGAAAAAUUUCUUCAUGCAUAUCAUGAAUGUCCUAUUUGUUCAGUACAAUGGUUGCUUUGUCCUGAUUUACAAUGUCAAUUAGCAUUAUUACCAUCGGAAAUAAAAAUAAUUGUUAAUAAUGAUCAAUUAUAUGAUAAAUAUGAACGAUUAUUAUUACAAAAAACUCUUGAACAAAUGCCAGAUAUUGUUUGGUGUCCAAGAUGUCAACAACCAGUUUUAAUAGAUAGUGAAGAAGAUAAUCUAGCAUUAUGUGCUCAAUGUCGUUUUGCAUUUUGUAAAAAAUGUAAAAAAACUUAUCAUUCUCAAACCUUAUGUGGUCAUGAACUUGAAAUAGCUGAAUUAAGAGAAAAACAUCGUAAAUUACGUCAAAAAAUGCAAUUUCUCAAUUUAAUACCAGAUGAUGCAGAAAAAUUUUUACGCGAAUUUCUUGCUGUUGCAAGAAUCGAAAAUUCAACACGUCUUUGUCCAAAUGCAAAGUGUCAAGUACCAAUUGAAAAAAAUCAAGGAUGUGAUCAUAUGUAUUGUACACGUUGUCGUACAGUGUUUAACUGGAGUGAUGCUCAAGAUCAAACAACAGAAACAAAAAUUUUAAUUGAAAAUUAUGAAAAUGAUCUUGAUAAAGUACAACAAGCAUUAGAACAUGAAAGAAACAUUCAAGAUAAUCCACAUGAAUCUAUGUCAUUAAAAGAACCUAUAAUUAGUAAGCUCCUUGUAGAACGUACUAAAAAAUGUCCAAAUAUAAAAUGUGGAAAGCUCAAUAUUAAAUCUGGCAUUGGUAAUUAUCUUAUUUGUCAACAUUGUAAACGAGGUUUUUGUUUCUCAUGUGGUCGUGCUGUAAUCGAUCCUAAAACUCAUUUUGGAGUUGCAUGCAAAAGACACUCGGUUUUAUAA
Rotaria sordida is the source of this 1422-nucleotide messenger RNA. The record is from the annotation of a GenBank genome assembly. Lineage: Eukaryota; Metazoa; Rotifera; Eurotatoria; Philodinida; Philodinidae.